AUGGCUACCGGUCCUACAUCUCCUCCAACCCCUUUACCACCACCUUUACCUUUGGCUCCGGUCUCUAUAGAACCAUCGGUAUGUCAGAUUUGUAAACAAUCGAUGAGUGAGGGUCAGGCUUGUUUAAUAAUUAACGAGUGUAGUCAUGCUUUCCAUAGGACUUGUAUAGAAACACAUUUGGCCACCUCAUCUGAGUGUCCUAUCUGUAAACGACAUUGUCAGUUAUCCGAAUUGAAGAAACUUGUAAUUCACCCAAAAGGUAGUUUGGCGAAACCCGCCCUUUCAAAGCCACGAGGUGCCAUGGCCAAGCACUAUAAUACCAGAAGCAUGAGUCGUAAU
Molecule: messenger RNA, 339 nt
Organism: Lucilia sericata (common green bottle fly)
Lineage: Eukaryota; Metazoa; Arthropoda; Insecta; Diptera; Calliphoridae
Product: RING-H2 finger protein ATL79-like
Exons: 1
Source: RefSeq, a predicted model, not a curated record